AUUUAGUCCAAUUUCUACUCCAUAGUUUUGAAUCUUGAUCAAAACAAAAAAAAUGAAGCAAAAGAUUGUUAUUAAAAUGUCAGUUCAUUGUGACAAAUGUCGCUCCAAGGCCCUGAAAAUCGCUGUUGGCAUAUCAGGCGUUGAAUCGGUGGCUUUAACGGGUCAAGAAAGGGACCAGGUGGAGGUUGUGGGCGACGGGAUCGACUCGGUUGAGUUAACCCGGCGGCUCAGAAAGAACGUGGCGCAUGCUGAGUUGGUUAGUGUGGGCGAGUUUAAAAAAGAACAGCCUGCAGCCACCACCGCCGGGUCUCCACCGGUGGUGGGCUGGCUUCCGCCGCCGCCGCCGCCGCCGUAUGGUUUCCCUCCCAACAAUUAUUGUACAGUACUGAGGGACCCAGUCUAUGACAACUCCUGCACCAUAAUAUUUGUUCUUGACAAAACGGAUUAUGACGUUGCUGCAGACUAUGCUGCACGGACACUUCUAGAAGGUGAAGAGUCCCCGUAUCCGACACCUGGACACUCGGACACACCCGGACACUUCUCGGACACCCGUGUCGGGCCGUGUCAAAUGUCGUUCGACGGCAAGGAAGUUGUUCAUGGAGAAAGAUUUCAACAAAUGUUACAUGUUGUCUUGAAAGUUGUAAUUAGUGAUGGUGAUACUGGAGAGGCGAAUGAUGGUGAUGUUGCAAUUGAAAUUUCAAAGGACAAGCUAAUUCGUGAUUGA
Erythranthe guttata (spotted monkey flower) is the source of this 724-nucleotide messenger RNA. The record is from RefSeq and is a predicted model, not a curated record. NCBI's taxonomy places the organism in Eukaryota, Viridiplantae, Streptophyta, Magnoliopsida, Lamiales, Phrymaceae.